Molecule: messenger RNA, 362 nt
Organism: Staurois parvus
Lineage: Eukaryota; Metazoa; Chordata; Amphibia; Anura; Ranidae
Source: the annotation of a GenBank genome assembly
GCCGAAGAUGUCGGCUCGGUCAUGUGAUCACAUCUGUCACGCUGACAGCUCGAGAGGAGAGGAGAGCCGGUAAUCGGCAUUCCGCGGAUAGGACAUGUACACUGAUCAUCAGGGCACUGAUGAUCAGUGUGCCCUGAUGAUCAGUGUGGCCCCAGAAGUGCCACCUGUCAGUGUCCAUCAGUGCCAGCUGCCGGUGCUGAACGUGCCAGUGCCACAUCAAUGCCACAUAUCAGUGCCUACCAGUGCACAUCAAUGCCACAUAUCAGUGCCCAUCUGAGCUGCCUUUCAAUGUCACCCAUCAGUGCCAGUUAGUGCCACCUAUCAAUGCCAAUCAGUGCCACCUAUCAGUGCUGCCAAUCAGU